UUCACAAAUUAAUUUCGCUCGGAUUUUCAGGUUUCAUGUUUGUUCGCGUUUUACGAAAUUUUACGAUCUUGAUUCUUGUACCUUGUAGAUUAUAAGUUUUUCAGCCGUUCUGCGUUGUCGGAUUUAACCGUCGAUAGUGGUUAAUUCGUCUGAAAAAUUUUAUUUUAAAUUUUUAUUUCACAGCUGGCAUUAGCCGCAUUACCAACUCGAACAGUGGGAGUUCUCAGUUGUGCGUCAUUUGAAAACUUUGGUUCUUUGGGCUUACUCUUGCCUGUUCAUCUGUGUUGAUUUGGGAAUCAAGGUUUUCCGAAGACUGGACACUUAGAAAUGAGCGUCUUCGCCAGCGAUCCCGAUUUUUGCGGCAACUGUGGCUCCAUUUUACCCGUGGAAUCGGGAUUAUCGAUCCUGCAGUGCCAGAACUGCGGACACAAAGUCGAUCUCUCCACGAUGCAGCACGUGGCCAGAAAAUCGCGCAUCUACCUGAACACGGGCGCCAGCCGGAGCACCAGCCAGGCCGUCACCAAGUACGACGGACCGAUCGCCGAGCGGAAAUGCGGCAAAUGCGAGCACUUCGGCAUGGCCUAUCUCACGCUGCAGCUGCGCUCGGCCGACGAAGGCCAGACCGUCAUCUAUACCUGUCCGCGAUGCGGCAAGCCCCAGAUUGCAUGUCGAGUACGCACUGCGCAGCAGGGUAAUUGUUGGCUGAUCGUAUCAUCGUAGUACAGUGGUUGUGGAAGUGUUCAGCCAUGUUGUGUGUAAGGAUAUCGAGAACAGUUGAUCUUGGAAUAUGGGCGAAUGUACCGUACACUGUGAUAAAGUAUUGCUGUUAAAUUCUCCGUGAUGUACGUUGAAUUUUGGUCUGUACUUUGUCAGUCUUUGCAUUUUCGCUUUCCGGGCGAACCUGUUGUAUGGAAUAAAAAUUUCCGCUACAAAAAAUACGGAUUAUUUUGUAUGAAUGGCAGAUGAAUUAAUCGUUGACGGAACACUGCAUUCUGAUCGAAUAAAA
This is a messenger RNA of Paramacrobiotus metropolitanus, 1006 nucleotides long. RefSeq names its product DNA-directed RNA polymerase I subunit RPA12-like. The coding region runs from base 328 to 720 and encodes 130 amino acids. The transcript is spliced from 4 exons. Gene Ontology annotation, molecular function: nucleic acid binding; zinc ion binding; DNA-directed RNA polymerase activity. NCBI's taxonomy places the organism in Eukaryota, Metazoa, Tardigrada, Eutardigrada, Parachela, Macrobiotidae. Gene Ontology annotation, cellular component: RNA polymerase I complex. The record is from RefSeq and is a predicted model, not a curated record. Gene Ontology annotation, biological process: termination of RNA polymerase I transcription; DNA-templated transcription.